Cannabis sativa is the source of this 870-nucleotide messenger RNA. RefSeq lists its product as uncharacterized. Bases 1 to 870 code for a protein of 289 amino acids. The transcript is spliced from 2 exons. The record is from RefSeq and is a predicted model, not a curated record. Gene Ontology annotation, molecular function: nucleic acid binding; RNA-DNA hybrid ribonuclease activity. NCBI's taxonomy places the organism in Eukaryota, Viridiplantae, Streptophyta, Magnoliopsida, Rosales, Cannabaceae.
AUGGCCGGGGACGGCGGUGUGGUCUGGGCAGAGGGCUGCCACGCGAGUCAGGGAACAAGAGAGAGGGAGAGAGCUCAUUAUAAGUGUUUUCUUUUUUGCUUCAAUGUUGCUGGUUUGGCUGCUGUAGCAAGGGACUCUUUCUCCUCUCUGCUGCCGUGGCUAGAAGCUACAGCCAAUUCUGUUUCCAGCGAGAUGAUGGGGCGUGUAAUAAUGCUAUGUUGGGCUUUAUGGGCAGCGAGAAACGAUCUGGUGUGGAAUAAGCGGGUUAGAAGGGUGAGUGACGUGGUGGCGUUUGCUAAUUUGAGUCUUGACCAUUGGAUAAAAGCUCAAGGAAAGGGUAAUCUACCCUUGUUGUCUCCUCUCAAAGAGGGAGACGGUGCGGAGCAGUGGUUAAAACCGUCUUCGGGUAUCAAGCUCAACGUAGAUGCGGCCAUCUUUGCCUCCUCCCUCAAGUAUGGCUUCGGAUGUGUGGUAAGGAAUUCAGCUGGUGAGUUGGUCUCUGUUUUUGCAGGGAUCAAAGAUGGUUCGGUUGCCCCUGAAUUGGCCGAAAGCAUAGGUAUCAGGGAGGCUCUAAGUUGGCUCAAAAAUAAUGCAUACACGCGGGCUACUAUCGAGUCGGAUAGCCUUGUCUGCGUUGAAGCUAUUCGGAGCGAAGAGUCUCUUGUUUCUGUGUUCGGUUUGGUGGUUGAAGAUUGCAAAAAUAUUCUUAAAGAUUUGGUCAAUGUUUCAAUUUCUUUUGUUAAGCGUUCUGCGAACUGUGCUGCGCACUUUGUUGCCCGGCACUCUGUUACUUUCGCUGAAUGUAUGUUUCCCAUUAACAGUGUUCCUUUGAACUUUUUGUCUAUCUUGGAGAGCGAUUGCUCCUUUUAA